This is a messenger RNA of Solea senegalensis (Senegalese sole), 3715 nucleotides long. Its product is annotated as ankyrin repeat and BTB/POZ domain-containing protein BTBD11-A. The record is from RefSeq and is a predicted model, not a curated record. The transcript has 17 exons. The coding region runs from base 218 to 3331 and encodes 1037 amino acids. NCBI's taxonomy places the organism in Eukaryota, Metazoa, Chordata, Actinopteri, Pleuronectiformes, Soleidae. Gene Ontology annotation, molecular function: protein heterodimerization activity.
UUGUGGACAAAACACGCGGCGACCUGGAGAGGAAGCGGAGUGGAAGCUCCAGGAGGACAACGAGGACGAGUCGUGCCGAUUUUUGCGCACCAGGGCUGGGAUUACACGCGCACUCAGGUCCUCGGACAGCGGGGCUGAGGAGGAGGAAGAGACACCGGGACGAGUUUGUGGCGUUGGAUUGAGAGACCAAGCUCACCCAACAGUAUGCGGUGCAGUCAUGGCAGGCAAGGGUAAGACCGUCGUGAGGACGCUGGAGGAUUUAACGCUUGAUUCUGGUUAUGGUGGAGCCGCGGACUCGGUCAGGUCUUCCAGCGUGUCGCUGUGCUGCUCCGACACGCAUCAGUCUCUCCCGCAUGGGGGCAACUGCUGGCAUCUGACCGAAUCCAUGCACAGCCGACAGAACAGUUUGGACACAGUCAACACCGUCCUGGCGGAGGACACGGAGAUACUGGAGUGCUCGGGCCAGUGCGCCAAGCUGCCCGAGCUGGAGGACGUGCCAUGGAGCCUCGGCGAGGUGGAGGGCGCACUGAGGAAGGACGAGGACCUGAUGGUGGGCAACCCGCCGCCGGAGGUGCUGGCGCGGCUCUCCGCGCUCAUCUGCCGCGCGCUGGUGCGCGUGGCGCGGGAGGCGCAGCGGCUCAGCCUGCGCUACGCCAGGUGCACCAAGCACGAGAUCCAGAGCGCCAUCAAGGUGGUGCUGUCGUGGACCAUCUCCGUGAACUGCAUCACGGCGGCUCUGAGCGCGCUCUCCCUGUACAACAUGAGCACCGGGGACAAGUUCAGCCGCGGCAAGUCCGCGCGCUGCGGCUUGGUCUUCUCCGUGGGCAAGUUCUUCAGGUGGAUGGUGGAUAGUCGCGUGGCGCUGCGGAUCCACGAGCACGCCGCCAUCUACCUCACCGCAUGCAUGGAGAGUCUGUUCAGAGAGGUGUUCAGCCGCGUGCUGCGCAGCGCGCUCGUGGAGAGGGACAACGGCGUCCCCAAGUUUACGCUGGAGUCACUGGAGCAAGCCAUCAACGGGGACUCUGAGAUCUGGGGUCUGCUGCAGCCGUACCAGCACCUCAUCUGCGGCAAGAACUCGAGUGGUGUGCUGAGUCUGCCGGAGAGUCUGAACCUGCACCGGGACCAGCAGCGGUCGGGGAGGAGCGGAGAGGGUCAUGGAUACACGCAGGCCGAACUCCGUACUCUGGAGCAGUCGCUCCUCGCGACCCGAGUGGGCAGCAUCGCCGAGCUGAGUGACUUGGUGUCGCGGGCCAUGCACCACCUGCAGCCGCUGCACAUCAAAAACCCCAGCAACGGCACUCCGGUCCACCAGAAAACCAGCAGCACGGUGCACUGGGAGCCCGAGGCGCUGUACACGCUGUGUUACUUCAUGCACUGCCCGCAGAUGGAGUGGGAAAACCCCAACGUGGAACCCUCCAAAGUUACCCUACAAACUGAAAGGCCGUUCCUCGUACUGCCGCCGCUGAUGGAGUGGAUCCGCGUGGCGGUCGCCCACACUGAGCAUCGGCGAAGCUUCUCCGUGGACAGCGACGACGUCAGGCAGGCCGCCAGGCUCCUGCUCCCCGGCGUGGACUGUGAACCACGACAAAUAAAAGCAGAGGAUUGUUUCUGUGCCACCAGGAAACUGGACGCGGCCUCCACAGAGGCCAAGUUCCUGCAGGAUCUGGGCUUCAGGAUGCUCAACUGCGGACGCACGGACCUGGUCAAGCAGGCGGUGAACCUGCUGGGGCCUGAUGGCAUUAACAGCAUGAGCGAACAGGGAAUGACCCCCCUCAUGUACGCCUGCGUCCGCGGCGACGAGGCCAUGGUGCAGAUGCUGCUCGACGCCGGCGCCGACAUCAACAGCGAGGUGCCAAGCACAGUAAACAAGCACCCCUCAGUUUAUCCUGAAACGCGCCAGGGGACGCCACUCACUUUCGCCGUGUUACACGGACACGUCCCUGUCGUGCAGCUGCUGCUGGAUAACAGAGCGAAUGUAGAGGGCGCCCUGCAGGAUGGGGCGGAGAACUACACAGAGACGCCGCUUCAGUUGGCCGCCGCUGCAGGAAACUUUGAGUUGGUGAGUUUGCUGUUGGAGAGAGGCGCCGACCCCAUGAUCGGGACCAUGUGUCGAAAUGGCAUCUCGUCCGCCCCGCUGGGCGACAUGAACUCCUACAGCCUGGCAGCAGCACACGGCCACAGAAAUGUCUUUCGGAAGCUGCUCUCCCACUCGGAGAAGGAGAAGGGAGACGUGCUGUCCCUGGAGGAGAUCCUGGCCGAGGGCUCGGACCCGGGCGAGAAGCGUUUGGCUCUGCAGGCCAACAGCAGCGGGACCCUGCGAACAGGAAAGGCCAAACUGAGAGCCCUGAGAGAGGCCAUGUACCAUAGUGCAGAGCACGGCCAUGUGGACAUCACCAUAGACAUCCGCAGCUUAGGCGUUCCCUGGACGCUGCACACCUGGCUCGAGUCCCUGCGCACCUGCUUCAUCCAGCACCGCCGGCCACUCAUCCAGGGCCUGCUCAAGGACUUCAGCUGCAUCCAGGAGGACGAGUACACGGAGGAGCUGAUCACGCACGGCCUGCCGCUCAUGUUCCAGAUCCUACGAACCAGCAAGAACGAGGUGAUAAGCCAGCAGCUGUCAGUUAUUUUCACGCAGUGUUACGGGCCCUUUCCCAUCCCCAAACUGACGGAGAUCAAGAGGAAACAGACCUCGCGCUUAGACCCUCACUUCCUGAACAACAAGGAGAUGUCCGACGUCACGUUCCUGGUGGAGGGGAAACCCUUUUAUGCACAUAAAGUUUUGCUGUUCACAGCGUCACCCAGGUUCAAGUCGCUGCUACAAAACCGACCGGCAGCUGAAAACACCUGCAUCGAGAUCAGUCAUGUCAAGUACAAUAUAUUCCACUUGGUCAUGCAGUAUCUGUACUGUGGAGGCACUGAAUCCCUUCACAUACGCAACACUGAAGUCAUGGAGCUCCUGUCUGCAGCCAAAUUCUUCCAACUAGAGGCCCUUCAGAGACACUGUGAGAUCAUCUGCUCCAAGAACAUCACCACGGAAACCUGCGUGGACCUCUACAAACACGCCAAGUCUCUGCACUGUCCUCCUCCCUUUGUAACGCAGUUCCUCGGUGCCUCGGAGCUGACGGCUUUCAUCGAGGGCUAUUUCCUGAAGAACAUGGUGCUGCUGAUCGAGCUCGACUGCUUCAAGCAGCUCCUGUACGAGCCGGCGCCCGCCGAGAGCCCCAUGUCCAGCCCCGGCAUCUGCUCUGACAUCCUCCACGACCUGGAGAAGACGCUGGCCACGCGCAUCCACUCCAUCCACCUCUCCACCUCCAAGGGCUCCGUGGUGUGACGCCGUCCUCCCGCCCCCCUGCCUCAGCAUCCGUGUGACGCCACUAUUAAAGGUCCAGUGUGUAAGAAUUAGUGACAUCUAAUGGCGAGGCUGGAGACGCUAACUCCUCGGCCAGCCUCUGCGCACCAGAAAGCAUGCCGUUCCUCUACGUUGUAAGCUUCUUCAGAAAGAAAGAAUCGGCUCUGGCUGAUUUGUCCAUUUUUGGCUGCAAUAGAAACAAGGCGGGGUAGGAUGGCGGGCCUUUGGAAAGCAAGACCCUCGCCUAAAAGGCUUCAGGGCCCGUCACAUGCAGCAUCUAAAAAUGUGUGAAAGACACACGGACGGUGCUAGAGCUUUAUUUAUCCUUUAUUUAGCCAGAAAGGUUCAAUUGAGAAGGGCCACACG